Adineta ricciae is the source of this 1926-nucleotide messenger RNA. Lineage: Eukaryota; Metazoa; Rotifera; Eurotatoria; Adinetida; Adinetidae. The record is from the annotation of a GenBank genome assembly.
AUGGCCAAGAAGAUCAUAGAGCGACGUGAUAACGAUCCAACAAGAAUUAGCAAUGUUUGUUCGAUUUGGCUAGACAAGACUAUUGACGCUAAUAGUGAUGAUUCUCAAAGUGUACUGAAACAACUUCGGGAUGCCAUAGGCCAUGUCGAAAUAUUUGUCGAUGAUAAGAAAUGUGUGGAAUUUCUUGAAAAUAUUACGAAUGAUAAAAUUUGUAUGAUCAUUUCCGGCUCCUUUGGACAACACAUUGUACCUCGUAUACACGAUAAACAGCAGGUGGACUCUAUCUUCAUCUUUUGUGGUAAUAUAACGUAUCAUGAAGGCUGGGUACAAAAAUGGCCGAAAGUGAAAGGCGUCUUUACUAAGUUGACAUCUAUUUGUGAAGCGCUUAAACGAGCAGCUCAUGAGUCUGAGCACAACGCUAUUCCAAUGAGCUUUGUGACGCUGAACAAAAGAUUAGAUCAACUUGAGCCAACAUUUAUGUACACUCAAAUAUUGAAAGAAAUCCUACUGACUAUUCACUUCGAAAAGAAACAUUUCAACGAAUUUAUUCAUUAUUGCAGCAAUGUGUUCGCUGAUAAUGAGAAGGAACUAGAGAAUGUCGAGCGAUUAAAAAAGAACUACAACGAGUACACACCCAUUUGGUGGUAUACGUGUGAAGGUUUUUUAUACCCUAUGCUCAAUCGUGCACUACGAACAAUGGAUGGAAAUAUCCUAACACGGAUCGGUUUUUUCAUCAAUGAUCUUCAUCGACAGAUUUUACAGGUGCAUAAAAAACAAUAUCUUGACGAAACUUCAAGUCAAACCUUUACAGUUUACCGUGGCCAAGGUUUGUCACAUACCGACUUCCACCAACUGAUAGAAACAAAAGGUGGCUUGCUAUCAUUUAAUAAUUUCUUGUCGACAAGCAAAACGCGAAAAGUGUCCCUUCAUUUUGCUCGACAGGCAAGUAACAAUCCUGACUUAGUUGGAAUUCUUUUCAUUAUCACAAUUGAUCCGACGCAAUCAACUACGCCAUUCGCUUCGAUCCGCGAAUUGAGCUACUUCCAAAAUGAAGACGAGACUUUAUUUUCUAUGCACAGUAUCUUUCGUGUCCAUGAAAUUACACCAAUGGAUGACACCAAUCGGCUCUACCAGAUUGAUUUAACAGCUACUAAUGAUAAUGACAAAGAACUGAACAUACUUGCUGAAUACAUUCGCAAUGAAGUUUGUCCGAACACAGAGGGGCGGUAUAAACUUGGUUCAUUAUUGAAGACGAUGGGUCAAUUUGACAGAGCUAGCGAAGUUUAUGAGGUGCUCGCUGAAGAAGCAAGUACUGAUAGUGACAAAGCGUUCAUUUAUUUUCAACUCGGGGCAAUCAAAUAUGAACAAGCAGAUUUUCAUAAAGCAAUAGAACUUUAUGAAAAAUCAGUUGCCAUCGUUCUGAAACUACAUUCUUCCGAUCACAUUGAUCUGGCUUUAUAUUACAAUGAUAUCGGUAUGGUGUACGAUGCUUUGGCUGAUUACUCGCAAGCGCUUUCAUACCAUGAAAAAGCUCUUUCGAUUCGACAACGAUCGCUUUCCGCUGAUCAUCCCGAUUUAGCAAUGUCCUACAAUAAUAUUGGUAUGGUAUAUGACAACAUGUGUGAGUAUGGCAAAGCACUUGAAUCUUAUGAGAAAGCUCUGGCAAUUUGUCACCAAGCAUAUCCAUCCAAUCAUCCGCAUUUAGCGAUGUGCUAUAACAAUCUUGGUCUAGUCUAUGAUAAACUAGGUGACCAAGCACAAGCGUUGUCAUCGCAUCAGAGAGCUUUGGCAAUCCGACAGCAAUCACUUCCUCCCAAUCAUCCUGAUUUGGCAAUGUCUUAUAAUAAUAUUGGUACAAUAUACGAUCUACUGGGCGAUUUCCACAAUGCACUUUCAUCUCAUGAAAAAGUUAUUUCAAUCUGUUAA